UUGCGGUCUUUGAGUGGAUAGGGAAUUGGAAGGGAGAAGGAAGGAUGGCUGUGUGGGUGAGGAGUGGAGGUUGUGGCGUGAGGCCGCCGCCUUGGCCGCCCGCAGUAGCAAAGAGAGCGCGGAAGAAGGGAUGGGUAGGGGCGGUGUGCUGUUCCUUGCUUUCGAAGGCUGAUGCGCAGCAACAACUGAGCCAGAAUGAUGGAAUUGGGUGCUACCUCUGUAGCGGUAGUGGGUGGUUGAUUUGUGAUUUCUGCCAAGGACAGAAGACAAAUGUGAAGUCCGAGAGUAGCCGUUUCUAUCGUCGCUGCCCAUAUUGUAAAGCUGUUGGAUUAGUUUUGUGUCCAAAAUGCAAAGUUUUCAAGUGCGUUACCUUCCCAGAUUUGAGCGAUGGUCAGCUAUAAUUGGAACAUAUUGUAAAUUUUUUUUUUUUUUCAUUAUUUGUCAUCUCCUUAUUAACCUUAGUUGAGGUACAGUUGCUCUUUGCUUUGUGUAAUUGGUCAGACUUGUUGAAUGAGUCUGAAUUAUUCAAGAGCUUGUCUAAAGUGAAUACUGCAACGUCAUUAUAAUUGAAUUAAAAGAAGUUUACAAAUUUUUUAAUGUAUUUUUUGCUUGCAUGAACUAGCUGUAGUAAAUACAGGAUGUGGCCGGCAGUAAAUUGAUCUAUCAGAACAAUCACGUUCAUACGUGCGCAAUAAAGAAACCAUGGUCAGCUUAGCAGGGUGGACUCUAUUUUAGCCCAGAUGCCAGUACAAGUGUUCACAUUUUGUUUUCAUUGAUAUAGUUAUUUUAAAUCUUAAUCGCCUGAAAUUUGUGAUCAAAAUUGA
Molecule: messenger RNA, 824 nt
Organism: Phalaenopsis equestris
Lineage: Eukaryota; Viridiplantae; Streptophyta; Magnoliopsida; Asparagales; Orchidaceae
Exons: 3
Coding region: 45-401 (118 amino acids)
Source: RefSeq, a predicted model, not a curated record